AUGACCGUAGCACGUCUUCAACGCUAUGCGAUGUUCCUGGCCGGACAUGACUACACGAUCAUGUACCGCCAAACAGACAAGCAUUGCAACGCCGACGGAUUGUCACGCCUGCCGGUAGGAAAUCCUUCGGCACCAGAUACGGCAGAGGAAGCGGUCAACAUGUUCUACAUGGACCAAUGCGAACCACUCCCAGUGACAGCGGAGCAGAUCAAGGAGGCAACAGCCAGCGACCCGCUAUUGCGAGAGGUCCAUCGCUAUGUGCUCCAAGGUUGGCCGAAGUCGUGCCCAAGAGCAGAGCUACAGCAGUACUUUCAACGCCGCAAUGAGCUUAGCGUUAGCAACGAGCUAUGGGGCAAUCGCAUCAUCAUUCCGCCGCACCCCCGGAACGCUGUCCUGACAGAGCUUGAUGAAGGCCAUCCAGGAAUGGUACGAAUGAAGGCAUUGGCGAGAAGCAUCAUGUGGUGGCCGGGCUUGGACGGUGACAUAGCAGACGUAGUCAAAGCAUACCUCGGAUGCCAAAGUGUCCAGAGCGAACUUGCUGCAGCACCAGUGCACCGAUGGAGUAUGCCAGACCGCGUGUGGCAGCGCGUCCACGUGGAUUACCUUGGUCCAUUGCGGCAAACGAUGUGGCUCGUCAUUGUCGAUGCCCAUUCAAAAUGGCCCGAAGUCAUUCCGAUGCCUUCCACAACGUCUUUGGCUACCAUCGCGAGUCUCAGGACAGUAUUCGCCAGAUAUGGUUGCCCAGACCUCAUCGUCAGCGACAAUGGUCCACAAUUUGCAUCUGCAGAGUUCCUCGCCUCGAACGGCAUUGCUCACAGACGCUCAGCGCGGUACCAUCCAGCGACAAACGGCCAAGCUGAAAGGUUCGUCCAGACCUUUAAACGGGCAAUCCAGGCAGUACCACUGUCAACGCCUGCACAGAUUGCUGCUGACCGGUUCCUAAUGAGCUACCGCCGAGGAGUCCAUCCGGCUACAAACGCAACGCCUGCGACGCAGUUCCUAGGCCGUCAGCUACGAUCACGUCUGGAUUUGUUGCGACCGUCGACGGCACAACAGAACGCCAAGACGCCCACCGAAGUGCCUGCUGGCAAGGCACGAUCCUUCGAGGUUGGAGGCGCCGGUCUAGCACGCGAUUUCAGGAACGCCAACCAUCCCGGAUGGAUCUUGAGAAGCUUGGGUCUCGUACGUACAUGA
Molecule: messenger RNA, 1194 nt
Organism: Sycon ciliatum
Lineage: Eukaryota; Metazoa; Porifera; Calcarea; Leucosolenida; Sycettidae
Exons: 1
Coding region: 1-1194 (397 amino acids)
Biological process (GO): DNA integration
Molecular function (GO): nucleic acid binding
Source: RefSeq, a predicted model, not a curated record